GCAUGAAGAUUCUUGCAGCUUGGCUACCAGCACAGCAGCGCCAAGAAAUCACGACUAGCCCCAUGCUUUACGCAUUCUGUGGGAAUAUAGGACAACACGCCGAAGGCACGGUCGUAUGUUCCGAAAGAUUCGCCUUCUCCGAUGUUAGUGUGAAGAAUCAGGCUUAUGGAGGAGCACAUUGCCUACACGUGGGAUCUCUCAACCAGACAACCUGAGCCCGUGCUCCAUACAUGCGAGACAUGCUAGCAUACCAGGAUUAGCUGGCCCUGCGAACCAAAUCUAUUACGAGGAGCGCCAAGAUGUUCUAGCGACGGGGGCAUGGGCCAGUAGCUUCGGUCUGCUGCCCCGGGAUGCCCACGCCUGAAGCAUGAUCACUCUUGUCGCUCUUGGCUCCGCGCAUUCGUGCCGGUGGCCACCUCUCAUAUAACUGACCAGCAGCCGCCGCACUGAUCUACUCUGUUCUUCACGACCAGUUCACUUGUCAACCCGGAACUGCAGAUCACAGGAUAUUUGGUCGUCAAGAUGGUGUUGCACGAGUACACCUACAUCUUUGCCAUUGGCACGUUCUUUGCGUUGCUUGAGGCAUACAACAAUGGUGCCAACGAUGUCGCCAACGCCUGGGCUACGAGUGUCUCGUCCCGCUCCGUCACAUACCAGCAGGCCAUGAUUCUGUGUCUGAUAUUCGAAAUGACCGGUGCCUUAGCUGUCGGUGCCCGAACUGCUUCCACGAUCAAGAACGGUAUCAUUCCCAUCGAGGCUUUCCAAGGAAAUGCUGGAGUGCAAUUGCUUGCAUUUGCUUGUGCGGCCGCUGGUGCUGCUACAUGGGUUAUGUGGUGUACCCGACACUCGGCUCACGUUUCUUCCACUUACUCGCUCGUGUCUUCGAUCGCUGGUGUUGGUGUCGCAGCUGUCGGAGCCAGCGAUGUUCAGUGGGGAUGGAGCGGUGGCUCUGGACUGGGCGCCAUUUUCGCUGGUCUGGUCAUGGCACCAGUCGCCUCUGGAAUCUUUGGCGCUAUCAUUUUCAGCUUGAUCAAGUACCUGGUGCACGUGCGCACGAACCCAGUUCCAUGGGCUGUCUGGUCCUCGCCGUUCUUCUUCUUGAUCGCAGGUACCGUUUGCACGCUCUCUAUCGUCUACAAGGGAUCUCCUCGUCUUGGUCUUACAGACAAGCCUGCCUACUGGAUUGCCGGUGUCACUCUCGGUGCUGGUUUCGCUCUGUGCCUCCUCUCCGCUCUGUUUUUCGUACCAUACACCCACUGCAAGGUCGUGAAGAAGGACUACACUCUCCGCCUCAUCGACAUCUUCAAGGGACCAGCUCUCUUCUGGCGUGAGGCUCCUCCCGAUGCAGUAGAGGCCAAGGUGCCAAACUACGCGGUCCUCCAACACGAUGGCGAGGUUGCCCCACCAAGUCAGCAAAAGAAGAGCGAGAGCGACAACGAAGACAACUUCACUGCCGAGACAUUGGUUGAGAAGAACGGUGUCACCACCAGCGGAGCGUCUACCGAUAGCAUCGAGCCUCACCAACGACAAGCCGCCGCGAAGGGUGUUGCUCUUGAGGCUUUGGAGCCAACACCUCAGCAAGCACAGGAAAUCUACAAGCAGCAACUCAUCGAAGCACGAAGGAAGCACCACGCCACUCUCCGAACGAAGAAGGGACCUCUGGGCUGGGCAAUGCGCCGCCUCCACAACAACCCCCCCGGCGCCGGCUCCAUCUACGAACUCCACAACAUGAAAGCCCUCGCCAACCGCCUCCCCGCCAUGGUCGUCGUCGCCUUCACCUACGGUCUCUACUACGACAUCCACGCCGCCCAACUCGGAAUCCUCGGAACCCCCGAAGGAAAACGCAUGGACCGCGUCUACAACCACGCCCCCAAAUACACCAACGAAGUCGAAUACCUCUACUCGUUCGUCCAAAUUAUUACAGCUUGCACUGCAUCUUUUGCGCACGGAGCGAAUGAUGUGGGAAACGCUGUCGGUGUCUGGGCCGCUAUGUACUCCGCCUGGAAUACUGGUGAGACGGUCGGCGCGAAGGCUGAUGUGCCAUUGUGGCAAAUCGCUGUGAUUGCUUUGACGAUUUGUAUUGGUUUCAUUACCUACGGUUACAAUAUUAUGCGUGUGAUGGGUAACAAGAUCACCUACCACUCCCCCUCCCGAGGCUCAUCCAUGGAAAUGGGCGCAGCAAUCACCAUUCUCAUUUUCUCGCAAUACAAACUCCCCGUUUCGACAUCGAUGUGCAUCACAGGUGCUACUGUUGGUGUCGGGUUGUGUAAUGGAACUUUCAAGGCUGUGAAUUGGCAGCGUGUGGGACUUUUGUUCUUUUCUUGGGUUAUGACUAUUCCGAUUGCUGGUCUGAUCGGUGGUCUCACUAUGGGAAUUCUGCUGAAUACUCCGGGAUACAACAAGGUCAACUGAAGGGCUUGAUUGAAGCCUUGUGAUGAAAGAGUGAUAGAAUAGAUUGUACACCAGUCAGCGCAGUUUCAUGUAUGAACAAAAGUUCUCCUCAAAAGGCAC
Molecule: messenger RNA, 2511 nt
Organism: Cercospora beticola
Lineage: Eukaryota; Fungi; Ascomycota; Dothideomycetes; Mycosphaerellales; Mycosphaerellaceae
Product: inorganic phosphate transporter
Biological process (GO): phosphate ion transmembrane transport
Cellular component (GO): membrane
Source: RefSeq, a predicted model, not a curated record